Messenger RNA from Lithohypha guttulata, 1707 nucleotides. RefSeq lists its product as uncharacterized. The record is from RefSeq and is a predicted model, not a curated record. Bases 1 to 1707 code for a protein of 568 amino acids. Gene Ontology annotation, cellular component: mitochondrion; peroxisome; cytoplasm. Gene Ontology annotation, biological process: hydrogen peroxide catabolic process; response to hydrogen peroxide. Gene Ontology annotation, molecular function: catalase activity; heme binding. NCBI's taxonomy places the organism in Eukaryota, Fungi, Ascomycota, Eurotiomycetes, Chaetothyriales, Trichomeriaceae. The transcript has a single exon.
AUGGCACCAUCAGCAGACACCUCCUUCAGUGGCCAUGUACGAACUCAGUUCACUGCUUACGAGGAGGAUAGACAGGCCACCUCCAAAGAUACUCUAUACUGCACCAGCAAUGGUGUUCCAAUGCCUCACCCAUACGAGGCACAGAGAGUAGGCGAGAACGGUCCUCUCCUACUGCAGGACUUCCAUCUAGUUGACCUGCUCUCCCAUUUCGACCGAGAACGAAUCCCAGAACGUGUCGUCCAUGCCAAGGGCUCCGGAGCUCACGGUUUCUUCGAAUGUACAGACCCAAUGCCAGACAUUUGUCUGGCAGACGUCUUCGCAACGAAGGGAAAGAAAUGCCCUAUCACAGUACGAUUCUCCACCGUGGGUGGCGAGUCGGGUUCCCACGAUUGCGCACGAGACCCACGAGGCUUUUCGGUCAAGUUCAGAACAGAAGAAGGCAACUGGGAUAUGGUGGCCAACAACACACCAGUGUUCUUCCUGCGAGAUCCUGCCAAGUUCCCACACUUCAUUCACACCCAGAAGAGAGAUCCUUCAACGCAUCUGACGCAUGCUGAUGACUCGACUAUGUUCUGGGACUACCUUUGCAACAACCCAGAAUCAGUCCAUCAAGUCAUGAUUCUUAUGGGUGAUCGAGGUAUUCCAGAUGGUUACCGGUUUAUGCACGGCUACGCUGGCCACACCCUCAAGCUCGUAAACAAGGACGGCGACUGGGUUUAUGCCCAGAUGCACAUGAAGUCAAUGCAGGGCACAAAGUUCAUCACUCAGGAAGACUCUGCCAGUAAAUCUGCCGACUACUCGCAGAAGGAUCUCUACGAAGCCAUUCAGAGGGGCGAGUACCCCAAGUGGACUGUCGAGUUUCAGACCAUGACACCUAAGCAGGCUGAAGAGGUAUGGGAGAAGCAAAAGAUUAACAUCUUCGACCUUACACACGUCUGGCCACAAGGUCAGUUUCCAAGAAGGAAGGUUGGCGAGUUCACCUUGAACGAGAACGCUAUCAAUUACUUCGCAGAGAUUGAGCAAGUCGCUUUCAACCCAGCCCAUAUGCCACCUGGUAUUGAGCCAUCGGCUGACCCAGUCCUCCAAUCUCGACUCUUCUCAUACCCAGACACACACAGACACAGAAUCGGUGUCAACUACCAGCAGCUCCCAGUCAACGCCCCACGAGGUGGCUAUAGAUUUGGCAACUUCCAGAGGGAUGGCCAGAUGGCCUUCUUCAACCAGGGUGCACGACCAAAUUACUUGAGCUCGAUCGAUCCUAUCCAAUUUAGAACCAGAAGCACCGACCUUGACAAGGUUCACGGUCACUUCCAGGGCGAGUGCAUCAGCUUCUUGUCGGAGAUCCGACCAGAAGAUUUCAAUGCGCCGCGCGCGCUGUGGCAGAAGGUCUGGGAUGAGCCAGCUCGCGAGCGAUUCAUCAAUAACGUCGCAGGAAAGAUGGAGGUAUGCAAGGAGAAGGAGUUCCUCAAGCGACAGAUCGCUAUCUUCAGAGAGGUUGAUAACGAUAUUGCAGAGCGACUGGAGAAGGCUACUGGCAUCAAGGGUUACGACGGAAUCGCUAACCUCAGAUUCAACGGCACGCACAAUGGUUUCGCAAAGGAUGCUUCGCAUCGAGCCGCCAAUGGUGUCAAGUUGACUCAAGGCAAGGUCAUCUCGGACAAUAAUGGUGCGCCAGCAAAGGGAACGCACAAAGGCCUCAACAACUAG